AUGAACUACCUGCACCACCCAUACGCCUUCGGCGGUCAUAAUGCGGUUCCAUUCGAUCAAUCCAUGGCCUACGACCCAUCCAUGGCACAUCAUGCUAUGGUGCACCCAAUGGAUGGCUACCUAUACCCUCACGCACCAUACGAGAUGGUUGACUUCUACCAUCAACCGAUCAUGGACUACGAAGAAUACGCGGAGAAUCUGUCCCGUCCGAGGUUGACCAAAGAACAAGUGGAGACGCUCGAGGCUCAAUUCCAGGCUCACCCCAAGCCAAGCAGCAAUGUCAAACGUCAAUUGGCCGCUCAGACAAAUCUGAGCUUGCCUCGAGUUGCUAAUUGGUUCCAAAACCGACGAGCAAAGGCAAAGCAGCAAAAGAGACAAGAGGAGUUUGAGAGAAUGCAAAAGGCCAAAGCAGAGGCCGAGGAAGCUGUUCGGAGUAAGACCGACGGUGCGGACAACACAUCUGACUCGAACCAGAGUGAUCAGACGACCAAGGAGGAGACGGAUAAAGCCAAUGACACCAAGAAAUCAGAGUCGAGCGCAUCCGGGGAGCAAAAGAAGAGCUCUGCUUCGUCCCGAUCUAAGCACCACAAAUCAAGGAGCGAGUCGGCUCGAGAGGCCACUUUCGCCUCGUUGCAGAGAGCUCUCCACGCUGCCGUGGCGGCUCGUGAGCAUUACGGCACCGAGUGCGAGCAGGACCGAAAUGAUGACGACGACAGUGUUGGAGGAUCCGUAUCCCCAACGACGUUUCCCCUGAGCGCUCGGGCCAAUGACCACGAUGACUCGGAAAGCGCCCACAGUGCUCUCAACACCCCCUUUUCAGGAUGGGAGAGUGCCAAAGAUUCUUCAGUAUCCUGGACCUCUCAGAGCGCUCAGGAGCCCUUCGGAUAUACUGGCCUGAACACCCCUUCAUUUCCCUCGACGGAAGGUUCGCUGCAGCGUGUCAGUCAAGGUGAGGAAUGGGCGAGCCAAUUGGCGACGUCGGCCGAAUCGAUGCCUAGCCACCGUGCAUCCGUCGAUGUUGGUUCCUCGUCAUACGGAACGAUCCAUUACUCUGUCAAGCCGGAGCUGUCAAGGCGAGGCUCGUCCGAUGAGCUCGCCAGCACCUUGCAGGGCAUUGGAAUCGACACCAGCGGCUCGCCUUAUGGCUUGUCGCAGCUGACUGGCCGGUCUUCAUGGAAAGACGCUGGGAAAGAGCUUGACCUUGCUGCGCGAAGAAAGCGGCCGAGGCCGGCGGCCAUCGGCACUUCGCGAUCUGCCUCGAUGCUGGCCGGGCCGUCUGCCAUGUCACCGACUAUGCGCCUGCCGAACGGCACUGGUCACGGAGUGGUGAGACAGUCCAAAUCUGCUCAGAGUCUCAGCUCGCGGUACGCUGGUGUCCGAAAGGCGUCGGCCGCGCAGCGUUCGCCCUUCAACCUGUCCACCUUUGCCGAGGCGGGCACUUUGAAUAGCAAGGCGGAGAUGUCAAGCAUGCUGCAACCUACGGUCACCACGGGUGCGUUGGCUCCACCGACACCGCUGACUCCGGAGGACCUUCACCACUUGCUUCCAGCCACUCCAUCUGACGGUGGGUACUGCCUGUCCGCACAACCGACGAGCCACCUGUUCCCCGCGACUCAGCCCAUGCAGAUCAACAUCGCGUCUCCUCCGGCUACUCCGCUCGCGGUGGACAUGAUGUCGUCGUAUUCCUACCAUGGCGUCGCUCCGCCGAUGUCUGCCCCUGCUCACUACUCGACCUUUCCGGAGUAUCCCUCUUGUGACGGGGCCUCUUUGACGGGCCGGAGCUGGGCUGACCCUACGUCUAUGCCUCCUUCGGAGCAAUCGUUCGCCGCCCGCUGCCAGAUGGAGAUGCCCACUGUGUCGUACGCGCAAGCGGUCGAUCCGCCUGGUGCAACUGCGGAUAUCGGGCAGGUUUCUGGACCCCACUCCUUGAUGUUCUCAGCCAAAGAUAUCGACAUGCACAUGUCGACGGGAUCGCCAGCUGAGGAUGCGCGGCCCACCGAAUUUCAGAUCCAAGAGUUUCCUGAACAGCAAGAGAUCCACCGAUUCGUCGCUCAGCAGCUUCCAUCGCACAAACCCAAGGCCUACACAUUCGCCGCCAAUUCUACGCCACACAAUUUUCAGAACUGA
This is a messenger RNA of Aspergillus thermomutatus, 2127 nucleotides long. RefSeq lists its product as uncharacterized. The record is from RefSeq and is a predicted model, not a curated record. Gene Ontology annotation, cellular component: RSC-type complex; nucleus. Gene Ontology annotation, molecular function: DNA-binding transcription factor activity, RNA polymerase II-specific; DNA binding. The transcript has 2 exons. Gene Ontology annotation, biological process: regulation of transcription by RNA polymerase II. The coding region runs from base 1 to 2127 and encodes 708 amino acids. NCBI's taxonomy places the organism in Eukaryota, Fungi, Ascomycota, Eurotiomycetes, Eurotiales, Aspergillaceae.